Messenger RNA from Argiope bruennichi, 3269 nucleotides. Its product is annotated as glycogen phosphorylase-like. Bases 70 to 2604 code for a protein of 844 amino acids. The transcript has 19 exons. Lineage: Eukaryota; Metazoa; Arthropoda; Arachnida; Araneae; Araneidae. Gene Ontology annotation, molecular function: pyridoxal phosphate binding; glycogen phosphorylase activity. Gene Ontology annotation, cellular component: cytoplasm. Gene Ontology annotation, biological process: glycogen catabolic process. The record is from RefSeq and is a predicted model, not a curated record.
AGUCGAUUAUCACUCGCAAGGUUCUCCAAAGCUGGUAAGUAGCACGUUCGGCGCUCGUGAACUGUGAAAAUGUCAGCUGUACCUCGAAGUGAUCAAGAAAAAAGAAAGCAGAUCAGCGUCAGGGGAAUCGCUGGGGUCGAAAAUAUUACAGAAGUGAAAAAGACCUUUAAUCGGCAUUUGCAUUACACUUUGGUCAAAGACAGGAAUGUCGCUACCCAGAGAGAUUAUUAUUUUGCAUUAGCUCACACUGUUAAAGACCAUCUAGUCAGUCGGUGGAUCCGCACCCAACAGAAUUAUUAUGAGAAAGAUCCAAAGAGAGUGUACUAUUUGUCCCUUGAGUACUACAUGGGACGUACCCUGACGAAUACCAUGAUCAAUUUAAACGUUCAAAGUGCAUGUGAUGAAGCUCUCUACCAGCUUGGGUUGGACAUUGAAGAUUUAGAAGAGAUGGAAGAAGAUGCUGGUUUAGGAAAUGGCGGUCUUGGCCGCCUAGCUGCUUGCUUUUUGGAUUCCAUGGCCACUUUAGGCCUGGCUGCUUAUGGUUACGGAUUACGUUACGAGUAUGGUAUCUUUUCUCAACGAAUCAAGAAUGGAGAGCAGGUAGAAGAACCUGAUGACUGGUUGAGAUUCGGCAACCCAUGGGAGAAAGCCAGACCCGAAUAUACACUUCCUGUCAACUUCUACGGACGUGUUGAACAAUCAGAUAAAGGAGCAAAAUGGGUUGAUACUCAGACGGUUUUUGCCAUUCCCUAUGACAAUCCUGUUCCAGGUUUCCGAAAUAAUAUUGUGAAUACCAUGCGUUUAUGGUCUGCUAAGUCCCCAAAUAGUUUUAAUCUGCGCUUCUUCAACGAUGGCGAUUAUAUUCAAGCAGUUUUGGACCGAAACUAUGCAGAAAACAUUUCAAGAGUAUUGUAUCCUAAUGAUAACUUCUUUGAAGGAAAAGAGCUGAGGUUGAAACAAGAAUACUUCAUGGUUGCUGCUACCUUGCAAGAUAUUAUUAGACGUUUUAAAUCGUCUAAAUUUGGUUGCAGAGAUCCAGUUAGGACGUCUUUCGAUACGUUCCCUGACAAAGUUGCUAUCCAACUCAAUGAUACUCAUCCUGCUUUAGCCAUCCCUGAACUUAUGCGUAUACUUGUUGAUAUUGAAGGUGUUGCAUGGGACAAGGCUUGGGAAAUAACAAAAAAGACAUGUGCCUACACUAAUCACACUGUUCUACCAGAGGCUCUUGAAAGAUGGCCUGUUAGUAUGCUAGAAUAUCUCCUUCCUCGUCACCUUCAGAUUAUGUACGAGAUCAAUCAAAGAUUCCUUGAUGAAGUUUCAAAAAAAUGGCCUGGUGAUGUGGACCGACUCAGAAGAAUGUCUAUGGUUGAGGAAUAUGGCGAAAAGCGCAUAAAUAUGGCUCACUUGGCGAUAAUCGGCUCUCAUGCUGUGAAUGGUGUUGCUGCAAUUCAUUCAGAGAUUCUCAAGAAAGACGUAUUCCGUGACUUUUAUGAAAUGACUCCAGAGAAAUUUCAGAACAAGACCAAUGGUAUAACUCCUCGUAGAUGGCUUCUGUUGUGCAAUCCGAGCCUAGCUGAUGCAAUUGCCGAACGAAUUGGUGAUUCGUGGGUUACACAUCUUGAAGAGCUUUCGAAACUGAAGAAAUUCGUUAAUGAUGCAUCUUUCAUUAGGACUAUUCACAAAAUUAAACAGGAAAACAAGUUGAAGCUUGCUGCAUAUCUUACUAAAGAAACAGGAAUUAACAUUAACCCAGCCUCUAUGUUUGAUAUUCAAGUUAAACGAAUCCACGAAUAUAAAAGACAAUUGUUGAAUUGUCUUCAUAUUAUUACUUUAUAUAACCGUAUUAAGAAGAAUCCUAAUGCUCCCUUCGUUCCGAGAACUAUUAUGAUUGGAGGAAAAGCCGCUCCUGGUUAUCAUACUGCCAAACAAAUUAUUAAGCUAGUCUGUGCUAUUGGAAACGUUGUUAACAACGAUCCUGUUGUUGGAGAAAAAUUGAAGGUUGUAUUCCUAGAAAAUUACAGAGUUACAUUAGCUGAGAAGAUUAUACCUGCUGCUGAUCUUAGCGAACAAAUUUCUACUGCUGGAACAGAAGCUUCAGGCACGGGAAAUAUGAAGUUUAUGUUGAAUGGAGCUUUGACAAUUGGUACUCUAGAUGGAGCUAAUAUUGAAAUGAAGGAAGAAAUGGGUGCUGAGAAUAUCUUUAUUUUCGGAAUGACAGUUGAUGAAGUUGAAGAUCUGAAACGAAAAGGAUACAAUGCUUGGGACUAUUACAACGCUCUUCCUGAACUCAAACAAGCAGUUGAUCAGAUAAGUGGUGGAUAUUUCAGUCCUAACAACCCAGAUUGCUUCAAGGAUUUGACUAACAUUCUGUUAAAUCAUGACAGGUUUUACUUGUUCGCUGAUUAUGAGGCCUACAUUAAGUGCCAAGAGCGAGUGAGUGAUAUGUUUACGAAUACUGAAGAAUGGACUAAGAUGGCAAUCAUGAAUAUUGCCUCCUCUGGAAAGUUCUCUAGCGAUCGUACUAUUGCAGAAUAUGCUAGGGAAAUCUGGGGUGUUGAACCUAGUUGGGAAAAACUGCCAGCACCACAUGAAGCCAGAGAGUAGCUUAUUUUGUGUUGGCAGAUGAGCUAUAAAGUUGCCUCACCUAUUAUUGUGAUGUGAUGUUUCAAGAAUUCUUAUAAGAAGUUGCACAGUAUAUGGUUUGUUUAGUCACAAUGCUUUGUGGAUGUUUAAAGGCUUUUUACAAUGUGUACUGCCUUGUUCGUGUAAACUGUCAACUCCAUUAGGCCGAACAUGUAUAAAGGCUCUAUUUAAAUACAUUGUUUCUCAUUUAAACUGGAACAAUAAAUUAUGAGUUUAUAUUUGUUUUAAAUGCAUUUCAGUUCUGUUCAGUACAUGAAAUUUAUUUGCAUUAUUAUAAAUGAAAUACCUGUAAUGUGGAUUUCAUCUUCCUGUCUUAUGAUUCUAGAUAUUGUUUGUUCUAGCUGUUUUUAAACAGACUGAAAUUUUUUAAAUGCUCAUAAGUUUAUAUAAAGUUGUUAUUAUGGAAUGUUUAUCUUCUAUUCCCAAUAUUUUUGUUCUUUGUUAUAUGUUUGAGCUUGUUAUUUGUUGAUAUGUGAUAGUUUUUUGUGAUGUGUUUAAAGCAUAUUUUUCAUUGGAUAAUUAUUAUUGUACAUAUAUAUAUAGAAUAUGUAGUUUUGGAAUUCUAUCAGCGUUUCUUCUCAAACAUGCUUUGUGUUCCAAGCCAUAAUUAAAUCUGUUAAAUUUCA